Molecule: messenger RNA, 1374 nt
Organism: Diabrotica virgifera virgifera (western corn rootworm)
Lineage: Eukaryota; Metazoa; Arthropoda; Insecta; Coleoptera; Chrysomelidae
Exons: 3
Coding region: 167-1204 (345 amino acids)
Source: RefSeq, a predicted model, not a curated record
AACAAAAAACCUCUACCAGUGUCAGGUAAACCAAAGCCUUGACCGGUUAUCCACCUUUCUUUGUUUGAGAACUGGUUUCAGAACUGGUAUUGCGUCGGGUCGAUUUAGAACUGGAUCUACCCUACCACUUUGUUUGGUUGAGUUCACUUAUAAAUUGCAGUUUGAGAUGUUCGCUCGAUUAUUCCAGUCUUGUUUUCCAUCCGCCGGUGAAAUGGAUUUAGAUAAUAUUUUAAAUUUCGAAACUCUUAAAUGUCACACGCAAUGUGUAAGUGUCGGAAAGCGUGUUCUGUGUGAAGAGUCGGAGGUGCCGCCGUCGAAAAAAAGACGGGAUGUAUUUAGUGUUGAUUCGUCGUUCGUCCCUCCAUCGGUAUCGGGAGUGAGGGAUAGCAGAAAGAGAGCGCCGUCAGAGGAAAGCGUCAUUUAUGUGGGGAGCGAAACACUCCCCCUAAAUCAGCCACGCAGCGAGAUGGGACGCUUAAUUCUAAAAAUUAAAAAAAAUACAGCGGUGGCGGCGCAAACUUUCAAAGUAGCGGCGGAGGUGCACGCUUCUCCAAGCGUGCAAACAUCAAAACACCACUCUACAUCUUUUGAAGAUAUUUCCGACUCUGAAGACGGGACAUCUGAUCACCCUUCACUUCAAACCUGCAACAAACCCUCUAUCGAGGGUUACCCCUCUAUCGGAGAUAUAUUAAAUAUCUCCGAAUUGGGAUCAUCACCUGAAGAGGGGUUAACACAGACACAUAUAACUCAACCCCAAGCUGAAGAGGAAAUACCCAUGAAACCUAUGACUGAGACCCAAGUCUGGGAAAAAGAGCUUAUAUCGAGAACAGAGCCGUCACUCACUAAUGUAGUGACGAGAGUUCUCCAAAUCCCCAACCGCGCAGAAGCUUACCACCAAGCAUUAUGUGAGGAUUUUAAGGGAGGACUUGUGUCGGCUCUUGAACGUCAUCAAGACCGCAUUCAGGAAAGGUUAAAUGAGAAUUUAAAGGAAAGUGAACUCCUUAAAAAAGCCAUCCAAAACAUUUUUUCAUAUGGUGAAAAAAUUUCCGAGGCUUUUCACGAGGAGAAUAUCCGGCUUUCACAGGAUCUCAUUAAUAUAAAAGCUUCCCUGGCCAAUGCUGUGAGGUCAGAUUCUCGAGACUUAUUCAACAAAAAUGUCGCUGGUGAUGUCCUGAGAUGCGGGAUGCGGGAUGAAGGUGCAUAAAGCGGUAUAUGUUGUAUUCUACCCCGUAGGUGGUCCCUGCAACCCUGUAUAGUUAGUAUUAAUGAUUUUAAAAGUGUAUAUAUUGGAUCAAUAUUUGUAUUUAUGUUUAUUUUUAGUUAGUAUUAAUUAUUUUUUAAGUGUAUAUAUAUUAAAUUUUAUAUUUAUGUUUA